Messenger RNA from Protopolystoma xenopodis, 540 nucleotides. The record is from the annotation of a GenBank genome assembly. Lineage: Eukaryota; Metazoa; Platyhelminthes; Monogenea; Polystomatidea; Polystomatidae.
AUGAAGACCACACUGAAUAUGCCCCAAAGUGAAUUUAGAAAAUAUAAAGAAUCUGGAUCGGAACAGAGGCAUACGGAGCUGUUCCAGGAUCCCAAGGGGAAAACCGCAAGCCAUGAGGAUUUUACCCAUCCUCAGCAAAGAGACUCUGAUCUACAAAAUCUCGGUGACAACUCGACAUCUUCAUUAAGCAUAGAUAAAGCAGAUGCUGGAUCAGAUGGCAAAAACUUCAGUUUGGAGGCAGCACAGGCCGCCGGAGGAUAUACUAACAAAGUGGGAUCUAUGACUCAUGACGGUGGAACGCCAGAAGCAACUCUCUCUUAUGACGCAUUUCCUGGUGCCACGGCGAAGUUACUUGAGAACUUGCAGAUAGGCAUGAAAAAGUUGGAUACUGCUCCACGGUAUCUACUAUUGCUACAUAUCGUCUCGGCUGGGAAACAAGAAGAGAAUCUGGGAUCUGAUGAGAUGUCUGUCAUUAUGAUAACUGGAAAACUCCACGAUCUUCAAGAUCCAGAUGUAAGUUUUACUUUGUUUAUUCAAUAA